Messenger RNA from Sorex fumeus (smoky shrew), 3997 nucleotides. It is a transcript of the gene POF1B, whose product is annotated as POF1B actin binding protein. Gene Ontology annotation, biological process: epithelial cell morphogenesis; actin filament organization; bicellular tight junction assembly. The coding region runs from base 90 to 1862 and encodes 590 amino acids. The transcript has 17 exons. The record is from RefSeq and is a predicted model, not a curated record. Gene Ontology annotation, molecular function: actin filament binding. Gene Ontology annotation, cellular component: bicellular tight junction; actin filament; adherens junction. NCBI's taxonomy places the organism in Eukaryota, Metazoa, Chordata, Mammalia, Eulipotyphla, Soricidae.
CUUUGCUGCCUCUUUCGCAGCUGCCAGACCUGCUUUUGCUGCUGCUCAGAGAGAACAUAUUGGAGGUGCUUUUGCUGACAACGGAAAAGAUGAUGAGCUCAAGACACUGGAGUGAGACAAGCAACAGCAGCUGUGGGACCCAACAACCCUCGGAGUUACUGCAAUGUCAGCCGCAGCAUUACCAUUGCUACCAUCAGUCAAACCUAGUCCAGCAACCUCCAGAAAAAAAUGUGGUAUAUGAGCGAGUGAGAACCUACAGUGGGCCCAUGAACAAAGUAGUUCAGGCCUUGGAACCGAUCAGUUCCCGGGAAGUUCUCUCUCCUCUCAGAACUGCUGGCUCCUAUCAAAAUUUGGUUUGGAGUGACCAUUCCCAGGAACUCCAUUCUCCAACUCUGAAAAUAUCUACUUGUGCCCCAAGCACAUUACAAGUUAAUCAAAAUACUGAACAGGAACUACAUUUUCCAACGAUGAAAAUAAAUACCUACCCACAGACCACUAUUAGGAGUUACGUAGUUCAAAAUCCUGAUCAGGAGCCUCUCUCACCACUACUAAAAGGAGGCCAUUUCUUCCCAGGAAAUAAUGUUAUUUAUGAAAAAACAAUAAGAAAAGUGGAGAAGUUAAAUAUGGAUCAGGAAUGCUGUCCUCAGAUUCAAUGCCAUCAUCACAUUGUACAACAGCCCCAUAUAAUCCACUUUCCACACUGCCAACAAUCUUGCUCUGGUCAACAAAUUCAAACUAUUGUAGGAAAUGACUCAGAUUCUACAAAUACUGGAAAGGAAUUAUGCCAUGGUGGAUCAAGCCAUGUACAUGAUCAGGUGAUAAUUCAGGACGAUGGCCCUGAAAAAUUGGACCCCAAAUAUUUUGGAGAGUUGCUUGCUGAUCUAAGUCGCAAAAAUACAGAUCUAUACCACUGCUUAUUAGAACAUUUGCAGAAAAUUGGAGGAAGUAAACAGGACUUUGAAUCUACAGAUGAGUCAGAAGACAUUGAAUCACUGAUUCCUAAAGGAUUGUCAGAGUUCACAAAACAGCAAAUUCGUUAUAUUUUGCAGAUGAGGAGCAUGUCUGACAAGUCACUCCGGCUAGUUCUGUCUACAUUCAGCAACAUACGUGAGGAGCUUGGACAUCUUCAAGAUGAUUUGACAUCCCUGGAAAAUGACAAAAUAAGACUUGAAAAAGACUUGACAUUCAAAGAAGCUCAAAUAAAAGAGUAUGAAGAACUCUUGGCAUCAGUGAGAGCAAAUAAUCGCCAGCAACAGAAAGGACUUCAAGAUUUGACUUCAAAAUGCCAGAUGUUGGAAGAAAACAAUCUCUCUCUUAGACAUACAUUAUCAGACAUGGAAUACAGACUAAAAGAACUGGAAUACUGUAAAUGUAAUUUGGAGAAAGAGAAUAAAAAUCUUAGAAUACAGAUUUCUGAGACUUGCACAGGUCCGAUGUUGCAGGCUAAAAUGGAUGACAUUGGGAACCACUACAUGGAAAUGGUAAAAAGUUUAAGAAUGGAGAAAGAGAGAGAGAUCUGCAAGCUAAGGACUCAGCUGAACCAGUACCAAAAAGAUAUUUCAAGAAGAGAAGGAAGUUGCAGUGACUUCCAAUUCAAACUCCAUGAACUGACAAGCUUGUUGGAAGAGAAGGAUUCUCUUAUAAAGCGUCAGUCAGAGGAACUCUCGAAAUUGAGACAAGAAAUAUAUUCAUCUCAUAAUCAACACUCCAGUGGUGGAAGGACUACUAUCACAACUAAAAAGUAUAGGACACAAUAUCCUAUUCUAGGCCUCCUCUAUGAUGACUAUGAAUAUAUACCACCAGGUAGUGACACACAGACUAUUGUUAUUGAGAAAACGGAAGAUAAAUGGAGUUGUCCAUGAAUGAAUCUCCAAACCAAAGAAGUUUUUUGAGUGUGUCUGCAUUAGUACUUUAUUAUUUUUCUAUCACCAAAUGCAAAUCAAAAGUCUUAACCAGCGAUUAUCCAGUGGAUCUAAUGGAAUGAAUUAGAUCUGUCGAAGAGUUUCUCUGGCCAUCUGUGACACCGAAUUCUGUACUAUCACAGUGAUGCAUUCAAUUUAGUAAUAUACAACUCCUUAAAACUUCAACUUAGACACUAUACAACAUAAAGUGCUGUUUUUCAAUAAGGUACUUCCUAGAUACUUAAUUUGUCAUGGUAGAGAUUUUAUAAGUCAUUCCAGGAGAUUCUCACUGAUAUAUAUGCAAUAGUUACAAAUAUAAGUAUUGUUUCUUUAAUAAGAGGCUAGCCUAUUUUAAAAUUGAAUUUCAAACUGAAUUUUAAAUUGAAUUUUAAACUUAAUUUUAAAACUGAAGUUUAAACUGAAUUUUAAUAUUGAAGUUUAAACUGAAUUUUUAAAAAUCAUUUUACCAAGUUCCAUGGGAUAUGCAGCAUAUAGUUGCCUCCCUCCUUUAAUCUUUGUGAGAUGCUUUAUUAUAUGCAACUCUUGGAGAAAAAUUAAAUUUCAGGUGAUGGUGAAUUUAAUUUAGCAGGGAAGUGGGAUAAUAGCUUUUAAAAAACGAAAUCCAUUAAAUACCAUAUAUUAUGCUAUCAAGAUUCUAAGAACCUAUUAGUGGCUUGUAAAAUCUGUUCUUUCAAAGUAUACCUCUUAGACCUCCCACAUCCUCAAACACAUAUAACUCUAUAUUAUACUAGUAGGAGGAAGAAAGGUGGACUUCUUUAAAAUAGUGGAAUAGAAAAGACAUUGCAAUAUUGUAUAAAUACCUAGGGAACAAAAAUAGCAACAACAAAUAUUGCUCUAUACUACUUAGAAAAAAGAUAUUUAGAAUAUUUAAUAUGCUUAGAAGUUGGUUGAUUAAAUUAAAAUGACCUUAUAAAGUAAAUGCAAGAAUUUUUAAUACAUUGGAACAAAGGAGUGAAAUUUUUUUAACUUAAAUUCCUCUGGCUAAAGUUAAGAAUGAUAAAAGUGGGGGAUGGAGAGGGCACUUGUUUGUGGCUGACCUGUGUUCGAUUACCAGCAUCCCAUUGGGUCCUUGGGCCAAGGAGCACACCUGUGUGGCCCCCCCCAAAAAAUGAUCAAAAUAAUUUGCAUAUGAGAAAAUACAGAUUAAGGUAAUAAAUAUACUUGACCUAUAUAUUAUGAAUUUGUGCAUGGAAACAUACAAUUCUAUAAUAUUCUGAUUUUCUUCUGGUAAUUGUUAUACUUAGAAAAUGUUAAGAUAGGAAAAGAUGAGGCAUUAUGUGAAAGCAAACCAUAAAAAGAAAUGUUUAAUAAUAUUAUGGGAUUAUUAAAAUAGAUAUUGGUAUAAAGAUUAAACUCUUAUUUAUGUAAUUUUGACAAACCUUGACAAAAUGUUACUCAAUUAAUAUACCAACAUUAUCAAAAUUGUGUGAUGUAAAAUUUGAUAUUCUCCCUGAAUUAUGUGGUCUUAACCUUUUUCCCCUUCAUAAUGUGAAGAGUAGAUUAAAUUUGACUGAGUUAUAUGUAACGGUAACUGUUCUAUAUAUUUUACUGAAAUGUUAUCCACUUAUUACAUGUGAUAUAUGAAAAAUGUUGUAGCCUAAUAGUAUCUGCUAUUCUGAAUAUUUAAAUAUUCUUGAAUAAAAUUUAGUGUAAACAAUUUAGAGCAGUUAAGAAGUCAGCACCAGUGAUUUACUUAACCCAUGAUGUGCGUCUGUGGGUCAUAAAAAGGUCCUUAUUAUACUUUAUGGAUUUAAAUGUUUCUUUUACAAUUUGAAAUUACAGUCAAUAGAAACAUGAGUGAUUUUUUUUCUCACAAGAUUCAAAUGUAUCUAUGAAAAUUGUAAAGAUGUCUUUUCAUUAAUGCCUGUUAAUCUAAUUUCUAUUUGCAAUGUUUUCACUUCAGAUUUAUCAAAUAAAAUGGAGAUUGUGCAAUGGAAUGCAAAGUAAUUUGAUUAAAUAAAAUAUAGAUUAUACUUAUUUUUUUGAAGUCCUGGAGGAAACAUACAAGACAGAUUUUCGCCACAGCUGUACAUAUUUUUUUCAGAAAUUUGCUAUCAUGUAAAUGUUCAUUGUUU